Molecule: messenger RNA, 4402 nt
Organism: Belonocnema kinseyi
Lineage: Eukaryota; Metazoa; Arthropoda; Insecta; Hymenoptera; Cynipidae
Product: E3 ubiquitin-protein ligase ZNF598
Exons: 4
Coding region: 722-3448 (908 amino acids)
Biological process (GO): rescue of stalled cytosolic ribosome; protein ubiquitination
Molecular function (GO): ribosome binding; ubiquitin protein ligase activity
Source: RefSeq, a predicted model, not a curated record
UGGACUUUUAGGAAAGAAAGAAGAAAUCCAAAUCGCAUUUUAAACACGAAAUUGAAAUUCGGAAGUGUAAAAAAAAACAUCGCCGCGCAUACACAGAUGGCACAUAUGCACAAAUCCACUUCCGUUUUACAAGGAUCUUUGGUGUGAUUGUGUAAAUGUGUCUUUUUUUUCUCGUAUGGUAAAAGUAGUUUAGAACUGGUCUGGUGGGAAUCGAAUAAAAAUUAAUGACUCGUUGUACAGUAAAAUCUAGAUCACUAGGCGUUGAAACUGAAAGUAAUUUGACAUAUUAUGUAGCAUUAGGAUUUUCUUGAUAAUCGAACCGUUUUCGGAACCGUCAUCGUGCUAACCUUGUUUUACGAGUGUUCACGUCUUCACGAGUAUUACUACGGACAGUUCACCAUCUGUUUGUUGCCAAUUUUCGCAGAUCUACAGCUAUUUUCGGAUACCUCCGCUCUUGCAAUGAAAGUCAAAUAAUACUUUAAAACCCAUCGCAAGGCGUAACGUAUUUGACAUUUUUUUUUUGUCAAAUAGUUAUCGACGGUUUAAGCCCUCUAUCAAAAUUCCGCCGUGCUCAAUUUCCAACCGACGCAUUAUCCAGCAGUCAAUUAAAAUUUACCAAAAAGUCUUCAGCAGUCUUGAAAAGCUGAUUGAUAUGAACACCUAAGAAAUAUAAGCGAAUUGGAUAAAAAUUUAUAAAAAAAAGUCACCUUGCUCAAGAAAAAUGUCUGGAACAAACGAAAGCACCGGAAGUGGCAACACUUGUAUCGUAUGCUACAGAAAUGUCAACAUCUACAGCAUCGGAAUGUGCGAGCACCCUGUUUGCUAUGAAUGUAGCACUCGAAUGAGAGUACUUUGCCAGCAGAAUGAAUGUCCAAUUUGUCGUCAAGACCUUCCGAGAGUCGUCUUCACCCGAGAACAGAAGCAAUUUCGACAUCUCAAGAAAGGUCACCUAGUGGACGAAAGAUAUAACAUUUUUUUCGAUAGUCCUGAUAUUCAGGAGCGGUUUAUAAUGUUAUUAACCCACACUUGUUCAAUUUGUCCCGACAAGCAGGUGUUCAGUAAUUUCAAUAGCUUGAAAGAUCACAUGAGACGUAAACACGAUCUAUUUUAUUGCGAGCUCUGCGUCGAUAAUUUAAAAAUUUUUUCUCAUGAGAGGCGUUGUUACACGAGACAAGAGUUGAACCAGCACAACAUAAAAGGAGAUCUGGACGACAAAAGCCACAAGGGACACCCCCAGUGUAAAUUCUGUGUGAAACGAUACAUGGAUAACGACGAGCUGUACCGUCAUUUGCGGAGAGAUCACUUAUACUGCCACUACUGCGACGCUGAUGGUCUUCAUCAAUACUACAGCUCGUACGACUACCUCAGAGAUCACUUCCGGGCGGAGCAUUACCUCUGUGAGGAAGGAGCCUGCGCCGAGGAAAAAUUUACCAGUGUAUUCAGGACCAAUAUAGAUCUUAAGGCCCAUAAAGCUACGAUCCAUGGGAAACAAAUGGGAAAAGCAGCCACGAAACAAGCGCGAACUCUUGAGCUUGAAUUCACUUUAGCUCCAAGAGGCGACAAUCGUUACAGGAGAGGAAUGGGGCCUCUGAGUUCCAGAAAUACCAGGGACUACAACCAGGAAUGGAAUCCUAGAGAACAGGAAGCUGGAGCCGUUGGGGGUGCGGGAUAUUUUCCCGAGGAAGCGAUGUACGUUCAGCAACCUUUGGUGGAUGUUCAGAGCACGGAGCAAUUUCCAAGCCUUGGAAAUUCAGCGUCUGUGAUUCCAAAUAUGGGGAAAACGAAAGGUCGAGGGAACGUGACGAUUCGCAGUACGUUGAGACAACCGCUGGAGAUUUCUGACGAGAAUUUUCCAGCUCUGGGACCAGAACCUACCAAUAGUGGAGUCUCAAAAACGGUGAACUUCAGCUUGUCUAGUUCGAAUAAAUCUGGUCCGAGUGGAAUGCAGCGCCAGCAAAAUUCGGCACCUACUAAUGUUUCGAUACAUGUUAAUCACAAGUCGAAUGGUACUAAUAUUAGGAUCAGGCCUGCGCCGAUGACGAGAGACAAGGAAUUCCCGGCUCUUAGUCGGGCUGAACCUUCCAGGAGUAAUGCCAGCGUUUCUCAGUGGACGAGAAUUACUUGUGUAAAGCCGGCGCAGGCACCGAAGUCGAAGAAAGUCGCUCCACCACCCCUUGCUCCCUCGCCUCCACCUAUUAACUCCGGAGAGGACUUUCCUACUUUACUUAAAUCGUCCAAGUAUAGCAAGCAGUCGACGAUUUCGAUUGGACCUUCCUCUUCCUCCUGGGAACCGCCACCGCUACCUCCGACACAGGCCUCGGAUACAAACACUGCAAAAAGCACGAGUGACGCCACAAAGGGUAAAGCGAAGAAGAAAAAAGUUAAGCCAAACUCAAAUGGUAAUAAUUCAAGCAGCAACGACUCCUCAAGUCCAAAAACUAGCCUGACUGAUCAAAGUAUCAAGAAAGAUGAAUCGUUCAAAAAAACCAAUUUCCUUCAAGAUAAAAUGAAGGGAUCGCCGAAAAAAGAUUCUUCAAUUUCGUCCGGUUCUCAAUCUACGAAGAAUGAUAAAAACUUAACCAACUCUACAUCCGGAAAUUCCCUAAAUACGCCGAAAUCUGCAUCGCCGAAGAAGGAACCGAGAAGUAAACAGCAGAAGAAACCCGAGCUUAACACCUCGCGCUCGGAAUCUUGCCUCGCGAAUUCUAGAAAUUUAGAAUCCGAAAAUGGGAGUUCAAACUCCAGCCAAAGAAAACGCUCCGAAUUAAAAAUAGAUAGCCUAAAUUCAACAAAUAACAAUAGUCUUAACGAUUCGGAGGAUUUCCCGGCACUCGGGUGCAGCACGAGUAAACCUCCUGGGUUUUCGAAUCCUCCACCUGGAUUUUCUUCUGCCGUUCCUCCUCCAGGUUUUUUCGUUAAGCUUAAUAAUGUACAAAGAUUGCAGAAUGAUAAUGGAUUGACCUUCACGAGCAGUUCGGGCGAGAGUUAUUCCAUUGUUCCAGAUAAUGAUAAACAAAGUAAAUUCUACGCUUACGUUUCGCCGCCAGAUUUUCAAAAAAGGAACCAAGGCCUUGUUGCGAAAGUCAGCGAAGUUUUGGGAGAACAAGAACCGAUCGACGAGUUUCGAUACAUCAGUGGACUUUUUCGAAAAGGAAUUUGUGAUGCAGAAGAUUACUAUACACGUUGUCGCGCUGUCAUGGGUACUUCCGCUUUCGAAAGCGUCUUCUCCGAACUUUUAGUACUCUUGCCAGACAUAAAAAAGCAGCAAGAGCUUUUUAAGGUCCAUAAAAAGGAGGUCAGUGGGCAGAUCAAAAAUUUAGAAUUGUGCGCCACUUGCGGGCAGAUUUUAAAAAGUGCCGAUCUCCAGUCGCAUUUAUCCAAUCACACGUUUCCGGCCCUCGGCGAAACAGUCACUGAUCAUCCAAACUUUACUUGGGCUCGGAAGUGAAGUGUAUAAAGCGAUCUGAAUUUAUAUAUUUUUUUUUAAACGAAUCUCGAACGAUUCUAAAUCUUGAAAAAAUCGAUCAUUUUCAAUAUUGGAAGACGAUUCUUUUUUCUAUCUUUCGUUCCCCAGAGUUCUUUAUUUUUUUUGCAUUAGGAAUGAAAAUGAAUUGUAGAUUCUGUCUCCAAAUUUAGCAUGAGAAUAAAUGAAUUAUGAGGAGACAAAUGGAAGAGUGACGCAAGCUUUUUGAAUAUGCGACGCGUUGGUCAACUUGAUUCAUUGGCUACGUAAAGUAUGUAUAAUUUAAAGAGAAACUUGUGCUGAAUUUCAAAAUAUAUUUUGUCCAGCUGUUUUUGUAUAACUGUAUAUGAUGAAUGUUGGGACAAACUUUAAACUCGAGUUUUUAUACUUGUCAGUGUAAUGCAGACUGGUUAUUGCGAGUCAUGUGAAUUUUGUUGUAUACUAAUAUUAUUAACGGGCGACCAUUCUCUCGAGAUGAGACUGCUUGAAUUUCCUGCCAAGAAUUCAAUUUAACGCGGUUAAAACUGCAGACAUUCGGGAAGAUUUUGCGAAUUAUUUUUACUAAUUUUUUCUCAGCUGUAUGAUAUGUAUUUUAUAUAACAGUCAAUAUUUGAAAAUAAUACAGCUCGUAUCGAAGGCGCGCAGGUACGUGUUAAUAAACAAUAAUUAUAAAACAGUUUCCCGGUACACCUUUUUAGUAACCCAUGCGUGCCUAGUGCGUUCAAGUGCGUGCAUGUAUAUAAAUUCUAUAAAUAAAUAGUGAAUUCUGUUAUAUAAUUUGUUAGUAGUUUGAAUAGUUAGAGGCGAGAUAAUGAGGAAUGAAAGAAGGUAACGGAAAACGUUAUGGAACAGUUAUUACUACGGUCGAUACCGUACUUCCAUCAUGUUUUGUACAAUAACGAAGUUAUAAAUAAAGUACAAGAUUUAUUUGUAAAACAA